AUGAGUACCAUGAAAGUGCACGUCGUGAAGGGGGUGAACAGCUACACCGGCGACCUCCUUAAAAAGCAGAACAGAAACAUAAACAGGAGGAGAGAGGUCAAUUUUAACGUCGAUAGCUUGACUGAACACGAACGCAGCUCAAGCAGAGCGAAGAGCUUUGCAAUCUAUAAACCUCCAACCAAAUUUAAGUCCGAGUCUACGGACAAGUCAAAGUCCAAAACUAACAAGGUCGAAUUCGAUCCCGUUGUAAGGACCAAGGACGGCGUCAACGAGGUCUUUGCGACUAAAUUAGAACUGUCGGACGAAGACGAAUUCGCUGAGAAGUAUCAAAAGUUUGACGACGAGGUGGAGGUACAAAAAGGGAGUGACGGGGCGCGUGAUGAAGACUCGGACGCUGAGGCCGACCUUGCUGUUCCUGGCUACGGCUUUGCCGACCAGGAUGCGUUCGACCUUGAAGCUGGUAAUGACGAUGCUGAAGAUCAGCACGAUAACGACAGGGAAGGCGGAGAAUAUGUUGAGGACAUCCUCGGAGGGGACGUCCCAAGCCCUCACGAUAACCGCGAAAAGGCCGAAUCCGUUACCUUCGAGGACGUUUUUAACAGCGACGACCGCGAAAAAAGCACUGAUAACUGCGACAGGGAGGACAACGACGAGGAGGCUUGGGGUUACAACUUUUCCUCAAACAGGGAUCGCGAGGACGACGCUUCUGUGAGCACCGCCAGUGCCAGGGGCUCUGCCAACGUCUUCCAGAAGUUCCGCGACAAAGUCAAGGAGACUUACGACAGGAGCGGCUUCAAGGAGAUGCACAAAAAGAACAUGGAGGUCCUGCGAAAGCAGUUCAAGUCCGUCCUUGGGCGGAAAAAGGGUCGGAGCCGCUCGCAGUCUUCCGAGGACACUGGCUCCGGCUCUUCCGAAUACUGGGAGUCCAAGGCUGACACCAACUUCGACAGGGCUGACUUUGCGCCCAAGCCCUACGGCUUCGGCGCGAAUCGGUCCCACGCAAAGGUCUUGAAUUACGAGAGCGACGACGACGCCAAAAAGCGCUGUUGUUGCUGCUAA
Messenger RNA from Theileria orientalis strain Shintoku, 1059 nucleotides. RefSeq lists its product as hypothetical. The record is from RefSeq and is a predicted model, not a curated record. The transcript has a single exon. The coding region runs from base 1 to 1059 and encodes 352 amino acids. NCBI's taxonomy places the organism in Eukaryota, Apicomplexa, Aconoidasida, Piroplasmida, Theileriidae.